Messenger RNA from Adineta ricciae, 1194 nucleotides. The record is from the annotation of a GenBank genome assembly. Lineage: Eukaryota; Metazoa; Rotifera; Eurotatoria; Adinetida; Adinetidae.
AUGAGUUCAAAAAGCAAAACAUUGAAAAAGGCAUCGACCACCAGUUCAUUGGCUGAUUAUACUUUGUACAAGUAUGCGGAUAUACAAAACUCAUGGAUCAUGUGUGAAGGACAUUUGAAUUAUCGUUACGAUCGAAUCAAAUUAUUGAACAUUUCGCAAUUUGCAAUAUUUUACGUUGUUCUCGCCAAGAUUCCAACUGAUGGUGGAAAACAGAUCGUGGGAGUUUAUUUGUAUCGAAAUCAAAAGCAAAAUCCAUCGAAUUUCUUUCAAUUGGACGAAUACGAUCGAAUUUCUGAUCAAAGUGCAAAGACGAUCAAAUCGAAAUAUUUUCUCUUUGAAUUAAUCGGAAAAGAUCCGAAUGAUAUCGAAAUCUUCGGCGCUGCUGAUGUCAACGAACGAGAUAAAUGGACGAAACAUUUGAAUGAAGCAUUGAAUUGGACAAGACAAAACUCAUCGUCAGAGAAUUUCUCCGUAGCUCAUCUGGUUAUAAAACAUAGUCGGAGAAAUAUUGCACCAAAUUCGGAGCAUUCGAAUGCGGAUGUUCGAUCGAAUUAUGAACCAUUUGCUGUUCCAAACACAACGAUGAGUAUCGAUGAAUUCGAAAGUAAAGCUGAUGAGAGCAAUCGAAAUUCAGUAUUGAAUAACGUGUUUCUGGUACCUCAUCGACCUGUACCUCCAAUUCCGGUUGCAACUGAGCGGAAGUCAACCACUGAUCAAGAAACAGAAAAUAUUUAUCUCGAGGCACAAGAUCUACCUGUGUAUGUUAUCCAACAAGAAGACGAACCGAAAUCUGCUUUACCAGACGACUUGAUCUUUUCUUGGAAGAAUAUUUUCUAUUCGAAUGAAUAUGAUGAUCAUGCGAGCAUUUUGAAUGAUAUUGGUGAAAUCGGUGCAUUUCUAAUUCGACCACAAUUGAAAAGAAACAAAUCGAAAGAUCACGAAUACACCUUGAGCAUCUACGCAUUCGGCGGAAUCAUUAAAUAUAAAAUUUUACAUUUGCUGAAUGGCAAAUUCGGUUUGACAUUGGAUGAUCAAGAACCAAAUUUCGAUACGAUUCCCGAUCUUUGUCAAUAUUACACAAAUCACUCAUUACCACGUUCACCGUUACGAGAUGAUCCGAUCAAAGGACCCGUAGGGAAUCUUUCGUUAAAAUGGCCUUACACAUACUAUUCUCGUUUUUCGAACAAAUUUUAA